CUCACGUAAAAUACCUUUGCAACUUUGCUAAAUAACUUCUUUAGUAGACGGCCAGUAAUCGGAGGAGGCAUGAAAGAUGUUACCAAGCAACCCAUGGACUCCUGUACGCAACCGGCCCAGGACCAGCAGUGCUUCAGGGUGACUAUAUUAUUAAUAAGACAGGGAACCGCCUGCCCCUGGACAAGUGUCGUCCCGUAUAGACAUCGUGUAAUAGCAGAAUAAUGUCAGCGGCAAGUUCUUGGCUGCGGAUCCAAAACAGCCAACAUCGACGCAAAGUGUGUGAGUCUGAUAUCGGAAAACUGACCGGUAGUUUCAUUACACAAGGAAACCCUUCAUAUUUCCCCUCCCUUUGACAAAGCGCAGAAGCUUCACAGAGAGAAUUAUGGAAGAUUCUGAUGAGGACAUUGAGGGCCAGGACUCGUCCCACCCUCCGCGUACGGCGGUCCUGUGGGAGAAAAGCUUCGAGCAAAGCAUCUUUGUGGACCUGAGUGAGGAUGAAAGUCUCCACUUCAGCGACCUGGAGAGUUCCUUUCCUGUGCGUCUCACUCAGUCUGCCGGCUCUGAGGCCAGCCUCCAACUCAGUGGGAAUGCAGAGUUGUCAGCCCUGGAGGACUCCUCUUCUUCAGAAGGCAAUGGUUCCAGCAGUAAGGAUGCAGAGAAUGUCCUGAAGUCCAGGGGCAACAACAGUAUAAAGCAGGGGUCCCCUUCCAGACCCAGGAACAUACAAGCUGAACCUCCAUCCCCCCGGGACGAUGAAGACCUGGCGCAGAAUACAAGCGAUGAAGACCAAGAAGAUUUGCCCUUUGAUGGUGACUUGGGAAGCCCUUACUUUAACCACACGUCCAGCACUGAGAGCACUAUGAGCUCUGAGGGAAGGGAAACCCCACACGCAAGCCCUGAAUUGACCGGGCCAGUAGACGGCAGGGAGAACCAUGCUGCACAAAAUCAUUCUCUCAUUGAGAUGACCACUAAGGAACCAGACCUGAGAUCCCAAGAGCUGAGCGGUAAUCCAGCCAAGGCCCAUAGCAGUGCCACACCGGCCAACCUGGCCGCUCCCACGUGCAGUAGUCCUGUUCCUGUCGCCCAACAACCAGACAUCACCCAGCUUUUGUUGAGACACUUCUCCAGGGAGGAGCUCUGCUGCUCAGGUAAGCUGAUCGAAGCGGAAACCCUGCCAGAGGUGUCCCUCCUGGACAGCAUGGACGACACCCUGCUCAGCACGGCACUGAAAAACAACCCAACGGGGAUUCCUAGGAAGCAUAAUCUAAGCAGGGGGAGCCCGACCGUGGAUAAUUAUACUAAUCAGGGUGCACCCGAAGGGAGUUGUGACAAGACUGCCGAUGAUGGGAGUGAUUCAGACAGUUUGAAGCAUGAUAAUAGUGUUACGGAGGACCUCUCCUCUGCUCCACGUAGCAACGCAUCAAACAGUAACUCUUCCGAACACCAGAGCGAGGAUCUGCGACUAAUGAGGAGGGAGACUGCUGUUAAAAGCGACAACGUUCCUCUGGUCCGUGCCCGCUCAUGCGGCGAGCUGAAGUACGGCCAGGGUCAGGUCCACUACCCGCUGCCCGACUUCUCAAAGGUGUCGCCCAAGGUGAAGAUCCCCAAAGGCCCCAGCGGAACCAACACCACCACCACCACCACUACCACCAACACCUCCACCAGGUCCCCAGCCCAGCCCCCCAGCACCAUGCACAGAGCCCAGUCAACCCCAGGCGUACUGGGGCUGGUAAGCCGGGUGCUGGAGGACUCGGACCAGGCUCCAAAGAGGCCCUUUGUGUUCCCAGACCAGGAGAAGCACACCACCAGCCCAGGGAUGGUGCAUCAUCUACAGGCGGAAUAUGAUAAACUGCUAACCAAAUACGCAGAAGCAGAGAAUAUGAUCGAUGAAAUGAGGCUAGGAAACAGACCUCAGACACCCUCUGAAGAUCUGCUCAGGUUUGACAGUGUGAAUUAUCAGGGACUCCAAGGGAGUCAUUUUGAAUCCUCCGUGCCUCCUCUGUCUCCUCCAGCAGUACAAUUUAGUGAGGAGCUUGUGCACAGGAGCACCAUUGAGCUGCUGAAUCAAGAGUCAUUCAACCAGCCUAGUGAACAAGAUCCUACUGAUGGUGAAAGAAUGACCAAUGAGCUACGAGACAUUAUCAGUGAAUUCAUGAAAAAGGUGGAGGAAUUCAAAGUGAGCCUUAACAUUACCCCAGCCUUCAUCAGCCUUGAAGAUCAGCAAAUGAUGUUUAGGAGCAUGGUGGAAGCUCAGGAUCAGCUGGAGAGGAAAUACAUCAGCAAUAAGGAGGAGCACCGAGCUCUGGAGAUGCAGAACUACAUUGGUCUCCGCAGGAACACCGGCGUCUUUGACCCUGACAGGCUUGUAGAGGGAGACAUAUUCAGGAUAGGCAUGCGCUUGGAGGACAUUAAAGAGACCAUAGACAGAAAUGUGUGCAGCCAGCUCUCCCCUCCCCACUCAUCAUCCACACCCACGUCCAAGCCCCCUAUGCCAUCGCUGGCCGUGAAUCCCAGUCAUCCUCACCUUUCCGACACCUCACUCCCUUCAUCCCAGCAUAAGCAGCCAGGUGCCUGGUUCCCUCUCUCGGCCAAUGAGAUGUGGGGAGCGGCGGCAGAAGAAGAGGAGGAGCAAGAGGAGGAGGAGGAGGAGGCCAGUGAGGACCAGGGCGACAGUGAGCUGAAUCAAAGCAGAGAGAGCUCAGCGACUCUCUCCUCAGAAGACAGCAGCCCUCCACAGCGCUCCCAUACACAUCCCCACCGGUUACAGGAAUCUCUUGAGGGGCCGGACAUCACUGCUACUGCUGCUGCUGCUGCUGUUGACGAUGAUGAGGAGCAGAGAGUGGAGAGGAGCUGCAGCUUCUCAGAAAGGAAGGUUUCCGACAACGUCUCGGCCUGUGUGACUGAAACCACUCCCUCAUCAAGACAAACACAGUGGACGCCUGAAAGUCUUUUCACCCAGGACAGUACCCUGAGCGCGGGCAGUGAGUGGGAGCUGGCCGAUAGCAAUGGCCUGGCUGCUAAUGACAGUCAGGCUGCUAAUGAACGCCUAGAUGCUAGCUACAGCCUUGUUGCUAUUGAUAGCCUGGAUGCUAGCGAUAGCCUAGCUUCUAGUGGUAGCCCGGCUGUGGAGUGUUUCUCUUCCUCGAAUGCUUCAGAGACCCAAAGCUUAUGCCUAUCACAGAGGAUCGUCAGCCCAGAAACUGACAGUGGAUUUGGGAGCUCUGACCUGCUUCAACCAGGCGUAGGAAUAUACCAGUCAGAACUACUCGCACAGAGCGAUGCCGUUGUGGUGCAUCCUCACAGCGGUGGCCUGAGUGCCUCGGACAGCGAGGACUCCAGCUCAAACCUGCAGACCGCCGUCCCCCCCCGCGCCCCCGCAGAGCAACCCAGGGGGAGGAGCAGCCGGCCCACCGCCGGCCAAUCAGACGCCCGCAAACACACCGACGCGCCCGGCUGUGGGGCGGCUACAGCGGUGGAGCGGUGGGUGGAGAGCACCGCCAAGGAAAGGCCAAUCAGGCGCCAGGAUCAUCUCCGCCAGUUCCGCAGCAACCAGGUUAAGCACCACCUAUCAGAGCCGAGCCUCAGCACAGCCAUGCAGGCUCCCCUGGGAUUGGACCCACUGCACUCUUGCUCCUGCAACAGCGAGGCCCUGGUGGCCCUGCAAAGGGAGAUGUCCCAGCUGAAGAAGGACCUAGAGGAUGGUUUGGUCCAGCUCCCCCAUCUAGCUCAGAAGAUGGACUAUCUCACCUCUAAGUUCAACCUGGACCGCCAGUCCAAAACCCGACAAACCCGGAUAACCCACCACCGUGGGUUGAAGUCCUUGGGCAGCCGGGAGGAUGGGAGCCAGCCUGGCUCCAGUCGGUGGAAGUUAGAGGACUGGAUCUCAACGGACAUGGAGCAGAGCAAGAGUAAAGAUAGUGGUCAGGCAGAUGACUCCAAGGUGAUGCUGCAGUUCAACAAUGCACCAGUAGGGGACAGUAGAGGGAGCAGCAGUAGUCUCUACCUGUGUUCUGAGCUGCCCAGGGCACCACAAGGCAAAAGACAUGCCUACAGAGGGAAGGAGGUGAGGAGAGUGCACUCCAAAGAGAAGUUGUCUCCCCUGUCUCCUCCACCUCUCCACAAGCCGCUCCUCCAGGUCAACUACACCUCCUCCUGCAGCCUCCCGGCCAGUUAUAAAGUGGGAGAGGCGAUGCAGUCGUCAUCCAACCAGCGGAAGCGCUCCGUUCAAUCGGAUUCCGCGCUGUUGCCCAGCAACGUGUUCUUCCAGCGCACGCCGUCGCCAGCGUUGGAGUAUCUGAGGACAGACAGAACGGCCCGACGCAGAGGGAGCAAGGAGGAAGAGAUGAACCGGACACUGGACCGGGCUAUUGAGGCGGCGCGCAGUAUGAAGAGGACCACUGACCGCAUGGCCAAGAGCCUCUCGGCAGACCUGGCUAAUAAGGCUCAGCUCCAUAGGAGGCCGCAGCAUGCGCGGCCACUAGGGGGCAGAAGAGGGAACGCCCUGUGACACGGCGGGCUACUGAAUCACUUCGUCAAGUUGAACAACAGCUUAAGGGUAACCAUCAGGGUCGCUUUAUUCAAGUAAAAGAGUAAUGCUUUAUACGAGUGUUGUGAAAACAUCAACAUCAACUCGGUUUCUGCAUGUUUUUCGCAAAAAAAUUGGGCCCUUCUAACUCAUUGGAUUUGCUUUCUCCAUUGGUCCAAUUUGGAAUAAUGACUCAAUGGUCGAAACAGAGUGGAUGUUGCAGACCAUACUUUUUUCCCAACCCCAAUAUGAAGCAUUAUUCUCUUCUUCAGAGCGUGACAGGUCCCCUUUAGGAUAUAUCCCUGGAAUAGAAGUAAAAUGUGUAACAUUUACCUAUUGUUUUUUACCAUAUAGUAAUUUAUUUAAAUAUAUUUUGAUGUGCUUAUUAUAUGUGAUUAUUUUACCUGUUCUUAUUAAUUAAAUUUUGUAUUUAAUUUGCCGUUCUAAUGUUGUAUGUAUAGAAAAACAUCACAAUCGCAAUCACAUUACAAAUCAGAAAUCUUGAAAUAGAAAGGGAAUGCAUUUUAAUGUUGUUUCUUAAUAAAAAACCU
Molecule: messenger RNA, 5076 nt
Organism: Gadus chalcogrammus (walleye pollock)
Lineage: Eukaryota; Metazoa; Chordata; Actinopteri; Gadiformes; Gadidae
Exons: 21
Coding region: 383-4507 (1374 amino acids)
Source: RefSeq, a predicted model, not a curated record